AUGAUAGCACGACAUAAGGAAUUGAGGGAUAAAAUUAGACAGCUAACCUCGCUGUAUGAUAUUACGUCGGCCGAAUGCAUCUAUGAGGACCAGGAUCAAGACCCAACAGGAUCGCUGCGGAUCGGGGACAUACGAUUGGCAACCGGGAAGUUAGAAGACGAUCCCGCCCAAGUACAGGACGACCUCCUCGAGAUCAAUCUGGGGACAGAGGAAUCGCCUAAGCCUAUAUAUAUCAACGCAGGACUGGACGAGGGAUUCAGAGAACAACUGAUCGCCCUACUCAUUGAGUUCCGCGACUGUUUUGCCUGGUCGUACGAGGAAAUGCCGGGCCUUGAUCCUGAUAUCGCCGAACAUAAGCUUCCUUUAAAGAGUGGGUUUCGGCCAUUUAGGCAACCUCCCCGGCGAAUGUCCAGGGAAGUGGAUACUCUCAUACAGGAUGAAAUUAAGCGGCUGGAAGAUGCCAAGUUUAUUCGGGAAGCCCAAUACACCGAAUGGCUCUCUAACAUCGUGCCAGUGAUGAAGAAAAACGGGAAGCUACGAGUAUGCGUAGAUUUUCGGAACCUCAACCUGGCUACACCUAAGGACGAAUACCCGAUGCCUGUGGCCGAUAUGCUGAUAGACAGGGCAGCAGGACACACGAUACUCAGUUUCCUCGAUGCAUACUCUGGAUACAACCAAGUUCCAAUCAGCAAGGAGGACAUUUCCAAAACGGCUUUUAGAUGCCCCGGGCCGAUCGGAGCGUACCAAUGGGUAGUGAUGCCUUUCGGCUUAAAAAACGCGGGGGCAACAUACCAAAGGGCUAUGAACAAAAUGUUCAGAGGCCUUGACUGCCUUGAGGUCUACAUCGACGAUGUCGUGAUCAAGUCAAAUACCGGCGAAGUUCAUCUGGCCGACCUCUGGCAAGGUUUCGAGCGUAUACGAUGUAAUGGCUGGAGUGUUUUGCUGAGGGGAAAAGAGACCGAUGAGUGGAUAUGGACGGACGAGCAACAGAGGGUGUUCGACGAUUUGAAAGAUUACUUGGCAAAACCUCCGGUUAUGACCCCUCCAAAGCCGAAUAAGCCGUUGUUGCUUUACCUAUCGGCUGCACACGAAUCCCUAGGAUGUAUGCUCGCCCAAGAGGACGAUGGGAUCGAGAGAGCAGUCUACUAUUUGAGCCGAGGACUAACGGAUAUAGAGAUUCGUUAUACCGACAUAGAAAAAAUGUGUCUAUGUCUGUACUUCACGUGCUGUAAGCUGCGAUACUAUAUGUUGCCGGUCGUAGUAUAUGUUUUGUCCCAGACCGAUAUCAUUAAGUAUAUUUUAUCAAAACCAUACUUAAGGAAUCGGAUUGGGAAAUGGGCGAUUGCAAUGUCCGAAUUCACAUUAGUGUAUGUCCCCCAAAGAGCAGUAAAAGGACAAGUGUUGGCAGACUUCUUGGCCGACCACCCUGGUAUUACCCUCAAGGAAGAAGCAGUCACGUUCUUCGACAUCGCCAUGUGGGAGAUGUGGUUCGACGGAUCCAGGACAAGCCAGGGGGCAGGCGCGGGAGCAGAAUAUGAGGCCCUCAUAUUCGGUUUUGAGAUUUUAGCCGAACUAGGGGCGAAGGCGAUCAGUGUAAAAGGAGAUUCUUUGCUAGUCAUUAAACAAGUGACAGGAGAAUUCAAAUGCGAGUCCGAGCUGUUGGUGAGGUAUUGCAACAAGGCGAAACACCUGAUCGAAGGCUUUCAGGAUACGAGGAUAGAAUACACAGAGAGGGCCGAUAACGGCGUUGCAAACGACCUAGCUCAGCACGGUAGUGGUUACAAGCUGGACGUCACCCAAGAUUGGAGGGACGAGCUCCUGAAGUGGUUCAAAAAACCAGACGUCACGAAUAGGAGGUUGAGGACUUUAGCCCUUAGUUACGUGGUCUUAGCCGACGAAUUAUAUAAGAAGGGCUUUGAAGGGCUACUCUUCAGAUGCAUCGGUCCAAAAGAGGCGAUGCUUGCUAUGGCCGAGGUACACGAAGGUAUAGCAGGCGCCCACCAGGCGGGCCCCAGAAUGAGGUGGCUUAUCCAUAAAUACGGCUUUUAUUGGCCGAAAAUGGAACAAGACUGCAUAAGAUAUGCCAAAGGUUGCGAAGCUUGUCAGAAAUUCGGCCCAAUACAACACGUCCCGGCCGAAGACCUGCACUCCAUCAUCAAGCCAUGGCCAUUCAGAGGAUGGGCGGUCGACCUGAUAGGGAAAGUAUACCCCGGCUCGUCUGAUGGUCAUACUUUUGUGAUUAUCGCCACUUGUUACUUCACCAAGUGGGUCGAAGCUAAACCUUUGAAGUCGCCGACACAAGAAGCGGUGAUCAAGUUCUUCAAAGAAUACAUCGUCCACCGACACGGCUUGCCCGAGUCCAUAACCACAGAUCAAGGGACGAUGUUCACAGGAAGCGAUAUAAGUUGGUGGGCCUCCAAAAUGAAGAUAAAAAUGUUGCACUCAACACCGUACUACGCCCAGGCCAACGGGCAAGCCGAAGCCACGAACAAAGCCAUCAAGCUCAUAGUUCAAAAGAUGAUUGAAGAAAACCCAAGGCAAUGGCAUGUGCUUUUAUCAGAAGCUGUUUGGGCGAAUAGAACCAGUCAGAAGUCGGCUACUGGGACCUCGCCUUUCAGACUGGUUUAUGGCUACGAUGCGAUGUUGCCAAUGGAGCUGACCGUCACGUCUACUCGCCGCAGAUACCAGAGCGAAUUGUCCAAAGAGGACUACUUUGACAAGAUGGUGAUAGAUUCUCUUGACCUUGACGAAGAACGUUUGACGGCGUUAGAUCACUUAGAAGCCCAGAAAAGAAGGGUCGAGAGAGCUUACAACAAACGGGUAAAACGAAAAGUUUUUACGGUGGGCGACAUAGUAUGGAAAGCAGUCUUGCCUAUCGGCCAUAAAGACACUCGGCUUGGCAAAUGGAGCCCGAACUGGGAAGGCCCCUUUAUUGUGGUCAACAAGUUAGAAGGCGGUGCUUACUUGCUGGCAAACAUUGAUGGAGAAGAACACGACAGGGCGAUCAACGGCCAAUUCCUGAAAAAAUACGUCCCUAGCUGUUGGGAGGGCGUAGACCGUCGGUUGUUUGGAGCCACCGAAGAAUAA
This is a messenger RNA of Mercurialis annua (annual mercury), 3087 nucleotides long. RefSeq lists its product as uncharacterized. Gene Ontology annotation, biological process: DNA integration. The transcript is spliced from 4 exons. Gene Ontology annotation, molecular function: RNA-DNA hybrid ribonuclease activity; nucleic acid binding. NCBI's taxonomy places the organism in Eukaryota, Viridiplantae, Streptophyta, Magnoliopsida, Malpighiales, Euphorbiaceae. The record is from RefSeq and is a predicted model, not a curated record. The coding region runs from base 1 to 3087 and encodes 1028 amino acids.